Molecule: messenger RNA, 1522 nt
Organism: Caenorhabditis elegans
Lineage: Eukaryota; Metazoa; Nematoda; Chromadorea; Rhabditida; Rhabditidae
Gene: nhr-196
Product: Nuclear receptor domain-containing protein
Exons: 4
Coding region: 375-1397 (340 amino acids)
Biological process (GO): DNA-templated transcription; regulation of DNA-templated transcription
Cellular component (GO): nucleus
Molecular function (GO): zinc ion binding; sequence-specific DNA binding; DNA binding
Source: RefSeq, marked reviewed
GAUUAUUCAUUUUGGUUGAUACGCCGGGCUUUUCUGGAUUAAGAAGAAGUACGUAUAUCUUUGUAAGAUCACUAAUACCUUUCCAAUUACUGUGUGUGUUUUGCAAGAAAUGAUAAUCUGCCAUUGUGAAUAAUUUUUAAUGUCGAGUUCAUGAAUAUUUAUCAGAUUAUGUCACUGAACGAUCACAAACCACAUAUCAACAUCUUCAUUUUCUGAUUACUGCUCUCGACAUUUGCUCAAUCCGAUAAUUUAGAUCACUCAUUAGGCAGACACAUCGGAAUCUUCUGACUUUGGAAUCUUGAUUCAAUUUUGGAGAAAACAUUGAAACUUACUAGUAUUCUAGGGUAAUGAUGCAAUGUGCCGUCUGCUUUACGAUGGCAACUUCCAGAAACUAUGGCGUUCUGUCGUGCUUUGCCUGCAAGAUGUUCUUCUAUCGAUCUUCUAAAAACAACCUUAUUUAUAAAUGCAGGAAUAUAAAUCAGUGCUUUCAAAACUACAAUAGCCCUAUCAAAUGCAGAGCUUGCCGGUUUCGAAAGUGCCAGAAAGUUGGAAUGAAACUUUUGACUCUGAAAACGAGUCUUCCCGACCUUGACAAUGACUUGAACAUCUUGUUCGCUGAUUUGGAAAUAAGGGACAGCUCAAAUCAUUCGAUUUUUCUGAAUUUUUACUCGAUGGAAGAUCCAAGCCUUGUUGAUGUUCUUAACAAUGCGAAUACUAUGCAUUUGAUAAAAAGAACUCCUGAAGUGAGAUCAGAUACUCAAGAGUGGUCACUAAUGCUCUCGUUUUCAAAAAUAUCGUAUUUUAUGAGCUUCACCUUCAUCAAUGAACUCAGCUUAGCCGAUAAGUUAAUACUUUUCACAGCCAAUAUUCUGCGAACGGGAACAAUGGCCAGAGCAAUGAAGUCAGUUCUGGAAAAAAGAUCAAUACUGAUAUUUCCCAAUGAGGAGAAUAUAUUCCCGGUUGAGAUGAACACAAUGUUUGAAAACUCUGACGUUUUAGUGCAUCAAAUCGCACUUCGAAUUGUGGCAAAGUUUGCUGAAUUGAGGAUGGACAGACGGGAAUAUCUCCUGCUGAAAAUGAUUGAUUUUUGUAAUUCAGCCAUUUCCGAUAAAUUAUCUUACCAUGCGAAGAAUAUACUAUCAUUCCAUCAGAAAGUGUACAGUUCCGCCUUGCUCCAGCAUUGUCAAUUUACUAAUUCGAGGACCGCUCCAACGAGAUUCACUGAACUUCUUUCGGUGUUUAACACUAUUCAUAAAACCGUGAAUAACAUGAGAUUUUCUUGUAUGAUGGUGCAAUGUUUUGUUCCGAAUUUUAAAUUCAAAAAGCUCAUGCGAGAAGUUUAUUUCAAUGAUUGGAAAGAAAAAGGCAACACGGUUGCUUUGGAGAAACUAUUAUGAAGAUAUAAGACCUUUUUUUUGUUUGAAAUUAUUUCUGUAUUUGAAGUACCACAGUUUUCCAUUGUUAACAUCAAACUUUUUGAAUUCUUAGUUACAAUAAAAGGUUAUAAUUUUAUUUUUAUAAA